AUGGCUGCGACCGGAAGCUGUAGAACCACCAGUUUCUUCCCCCUCUCCGCCCCAAAAUCACCGCAUCCGCCGCACAAAUUCUCCCCUUCACCAAAGCAUUUUCACCUCUGCUCUCACAGAUGCUCAAAUCCCUCUCUCGGCGUCAGCCAUUCCCAUAUCUCUCCACCUCCGGCGCACAGUAGCAAUCUUCAUUCUCCUGCCAUGGGAUGUAAAGCCUGCGGUAGGGAGGAUAUCGAAAGGGGUUGUAAUGGUGAAGGAAGGAUUCAAGGUGGGAUAGCCACAAUCCCGGGCUUUGGUUGGUGGCCCAUUAAGGCUUAUCGGCCUUGUCCCGCUUAUGUGGCGUCCGGUGGUAGGUACAGACGAACGGGGCAGAGCAUGGACGAGGUUGUCUCCGGAAAAGUAAAGAGGGGAACGAGUGGUGGGGCAUUGUGGGCAGAGAAAGUCUUGAUAAUUAGCUUUGUGAAUGAUGGAGCUUCUAAUGUUGCAUUAGAAAAGCUGAAUACUAGAAAGAAGAACCUGAAAGAUGAAGGUAACUGGAUUAGGUCGUUUGUCUGCCUCGACUUGAAGAAGGUUAUAUCCAAUGAAUAUUAUUGGGAAAUGCUGAAGCAUUCAGUUAUAUCCAGCACAUGGCUUUCUUAUAUGUAAGUAAUUCUUAUAUUGAACCACAUCUUUUGUGCUUCUCUAUAUAUCACGUGAGUUGUUCUAUGAAUGCUUUACGAGAUCACAUUGUCCAGUGAAAAUCCUUGCUAAUGACCCAGAAUCAUACAUUUUGCAAGAAAGUGAUGGAAUACAAUAUUGUGUAUAUUGUUCAGCUUUGUUUGCUUGGUUUUCUUUUUAGAUAUUUCUUCAGAGACUGUUGAUUUCUUAAAUAUGACGAAAUGGAUCGAUAAAAAUUGUGAUUAGUGUGAGAAUUGAGAGCUCUGCUAAGAUACAUUCAUCAUAUCUGUGUUUCCAAAUGAUAAUAGCCUACUAAAACACUUAUCAAUUAUUUCCACUUAUUUGAUUGAUUAAUUUUCAAAUCCAGCCCCCUAACUUCCAAAUGGAAGCAAUUUUAAUUUACAUUUUUCUUGAUGUGACAUUUGGUUCUCAACGGUCUCACUACUGACUACCCUUUAAGUAGAAGUAUCAGUUCUAAC
This is a messenger RNA of Striga asiatica, 1136 nucleotides long. The record is from the annotation of a GenBank genome assembly. Lineage: Eukaryota; Viridiplantae; Streptophyta; Magnoliopsida; Lamiales; Orobanchaceae.